Fopius arisanus is the source of this 4544-nucleotide messenger RNA. It is a transcript of the gene shi, whose product is annotated as dynamin-1 shibire. The transcript is spliced from 18 exons. Gene Ontology annotation, cellular component: cytoplasm; synapse; plasma membrane. The coding region runs from base 291 to 2984 and encodes 897 amino acids. Gene Ontology annotation, molecular function: GTP binding; GTPase activity; microtubule binding. Gene Ontology annotation, biological process: receptor-mediated endocytosis. NCBI's taxonomy places the organism in Eukaryota, Metazoa, Arthropoda, Insecta, Hymenoptera, Braconidae. The record is from RefSeq and is a predicted model, not a curated record.
ACGGCAAGAAAAAGUGAAAAAAAAAAUUGAGAAGAGGUGGGCGAUCCUCACUGGCAGUUUGUGCGGUGAAACAGAGCCUCUCACAUCGACACAUCAAUAAAUCGACAAUUAAAAUUCAAAACGUUAAAAUAAUAUCUGAAUUCGGGGGUUUAACAAAGUGCGUGGGCCCUGGGCCGAGUGAUUUAGCGGCUCCACUCACCUUUUAACCGUUCAUUUUGUUUUUGUUUUGUUGUUUUUUUUUUUGUUCAUUUCCCAUCGAGUGGAGAGUGCCUCCAACGAUUUGACGAAAAAUGGCUGGCAAUACGGGAAUGGAGCAAUUGAUUCCAAUUGUUAAUAAACUUCAGGAUGCAUUUACUCAGCUCGGGGUGUCAAUGCAACUGGAUUUACCCCAAAUUGCUGUUGUCGGAGGACAAAGUGCGGGGAAAAGUUCGGUAUUGGAGAAUUUCGUUGGAAAGGAUUUCCUGCCGAGAGGAUCAGGCAUCGUCACCAGGAGGCCACUCAUUCUUCAACUCAUCAAUAGUAUGACUGAGCAUGCUGAGUUUCUUCACUGCAAAGGGAAAAAAUUUGUGGACUUUGACGAAGUUCGCCGAGAGAUUGAGGCAGAAACCGACAGAAUAACAGGAAGCAACAAAGGAAUAUCAAACAUCCCCAUAAACCUGAGAGUAUACUCACCAAAUGUUCUGAACCUGACCCUGAUUGACUUGCCUGGUCUCACCAAGGUGCCAAUUGGUGACCAGCCAGUGGACAUCGAAGCGCAGAUCAAGGGAAUGAUAUUUCAAUUCAUCAAAAAGGAUAAUUGUCUCAUUCUAGCUGUCACACCUGCUAAUACUGAUUUAGCUAAUAGCGAUGCACUCAAACUUGCCAAGGAGGUGGAUCCUGAGGGUGUCAGAACCAUCGGAGUUAUCACUAAACUGGAUCUCAUGGACGAGGGAACCGAUGCGAGGGAUAUUUUGGAGAAUAAAUUGUUGCCACUGCGUCGUGGGUACAUUGGAGUCGUUAAUAGAAGUCAGAAGGACAUUGAGGGACGAAAGGAUAUCAAGAAUGCCCUGGCAGCUGAGAGGAAGUUCUUCCUCAGCCAUCCAUCAUAUCGACACUUGGCUGACAGGCUCGGCACACCGUAUUUACAGCGUGUCCUCAAUCAGCAGCUGACGAAUCACAUAAGGGACACCUUACCAGCCCUGAGGGAUCGCCUCCAGAAGCAACAGCUGACCCUCGAGAAGGAUGUCGAACAGUACAAACACUUCAGGCCAGAUGAUCCUGCCAUCAAGACGAAAGCUAUGUUACAGAUGAUUCAACAGCUUCAGUCCGACUUCGAGAGGACUAUCGAAGGCUCUGGUUCAGCCCAGAUCAAUACCAACGAGCUGAGUGGUGGUGCUAAGAUAAAUCGAUUGUUCCACGAGAGAUUUCCUUUUGAAAUUGUCAAAAUGGAGUUUGACGAGAAGGAAUUGCGAAAAGAAAUUGCAUUUGCCAUCAGAAACAUUCAUGGUAUUAGAGUGGGACUUUUCACUCCUGACAUGGCAUUCGAGGCAAUUGUCAAAAAACAAAUAAACAGACUAAAGGAACCCAGUCUCAAGUGCACAGAUCUCGUAGUCCAGGAACUCAGCAAUGUCGUGCGCAUUUGCACCGAUCGAAUGUCACGUUACCCUCGAUUAAGGGAAGAAACCGAGCGGAUAAUAACCACCUACAUACGCCAACGUGAGCAAUUAUGUAAAGAGCAAUUGAUUCUCCUAGUGGAUUGCGAGCUUGCCUACAUGAACACCAAUCAUGAGGACUUCAUUGGUUUUGCCAACGCGGCGGCCAGUAUCUAUAAUUCAAGUGCUCAGCAGUCAUCGGAGAAUGCUGUCAAGGCUGGAAGACAUACCCUGGGUAAUCAGGUGAUCAGGAAGGGAUACAUGUGCAUUCACAAUCUUGGAAUCAUGAAGGGAGGCUCCAGGGAUUACUGGUUUGUCCUGACAUCAGAGAGCAUCUCCUGGUUCAAGGAUGAAGAGGAACGAGAGAAGAAAUAUAUGCUACCACUGGAUGGACUUAAGCUUCGGGACCUGGAGCAGGGCUUCAUGUCUCGUCGCCAUCUCUUUGCCCUUUUCAAUCCUGAAGGGAGAAAUGUUUACAAAGAUUAUAAACAACUCGAGCUGAGCUGCGAGACUCAGGACGACGUCGACUCCUGGAAGGCGUCAUUCCUCAGGGCUGGUGUUUACCCAGAGAAAUCUACAGAGCAAGCCAACGGAGAAGGCGAGGAUGAAAAACUCGGGGGGGGAUCUGAGGGUCAAUCCUCCAUGGAUCCACAGCUGGAGCGACAGGUGGAGACCAUCAGGAAUUUGGUUGACUCGUACAUGAAAAUUGUUACGAAAACAACCAGAGAUCUUGUUCCAAAGACUAUUAUGCAUCUUAUCAUCAAUAACGCCAAGGAGUUUAUCAAUGGAGAGCUGUUGGCACAUCUCUAUGCCAGUGGGGACCAAUCCUCGAUGAUGGAAGAGUCACCAGAGGAAGCCCAGAAACGCGAAGAGAUGCUGCGAAUGUAUCAUGCAUGCAAAGAGGCUCUCCGAAUUAUUGGAGAUGUCUCGAUGGCUACAGUGAGCACUCCAGUGCCACCACCAGUCAAAAAUGACUGGCUCGCGUCGGGUGAAAACCCCAGUUAUGGACUGUCUCCACCGUCACCUGGUGGACCAAGGAGAGGAGUGCAACAGCCACCGGUGCCCACAGGUGGUCGUGCACCACCUCCAGUACCAGCUGGUGGCAGACCAGCUCCAGCUAUUCCAAACCGACCUGGACCUGGUGCUCCACCAUCAGCACGUGGAACCCCUGGCCUUCCACCUCCCCUCAUUCCAUCUCGAGGGGGUAUACAACAGAGAGUGACCCAAGCAGCAACACAAGCAGCUGCUAAUGCCGCAGUCAACGAGCUCAUGGAUGCAUUCAGGAUCAAGCGACCAGUACCCACUAUUCCCCCCCGAAUCCCCGACAGACCGUACACUGGACGUUUGAACUGAGUGACGACAGUGCACCCUAGUUUAAUCCCUUAAAAGAAAAAGAAAAUAAAUUGAAUUCGUCACGGGGAGUUUUCCUGGAUCCAUUGAAACUGGAGGAAUACGUUGAGGAUGAUGAUCCUGGGGUGAUGCUGACGAAGAUGAUGGAGAACUCGAGGAAAUACUGAGGAAUCGAGGAGAAAUUCAAAGACUGCGAGACAAUUCCCCUCCCUUGAGGUUCGUAGUUCACUAUUUGUUAUUGAAGAUUUUUUACCCACUCCUGAGAUCAUCUGGAUGCUCCAGAUGAUGAUGUGCGAGCACUAGAGGACAUGGCGCGAUCUUCGAACUGGUGAACGCUUUUUUGAACAUUUUUUUGAGAUUUUUCUUUCACUGUGAGAGAGUCAAGUGGAAUUAUCUGGGAAACGCGUGGCUUCACGGAAAAAUAGUAUUUUAUAUUUUUUGUGGGGAAUUUCUUAAGCUACAAUAAAUUCUUAUGCCAUUUUUUCGUGACACCACUUGUUGACGAGAUAAUGACGGGAGAUGUAACGGAGUGGGAGAUAUCGAGUCAUUUUUUCGUGUUCUAUCACUUCACUGUUGCCUUUAAUGAUUAGUCGACCAUAAUUUGAUGUAAGAUAAUGACAGAUGACUCAGUUAGGAUAGGACGAAUCCCCUGGGUGCAGUGAACAUGUGAUUAUUUCUAGUGCUCUUGCAGUCAUUACAAAAUUUAUGAUUAAUUAAUAAUCAGUAUUAGAGGGUUUAUUAUUAAUUUUCGACUUGAUGAGAACAAUUUGCCUGGAUUUUUUGCACUGAGACAAAUUUAUGUGAAUAAUCCCAAAAUAUUCGACUAUUUUUUGUAAAUAUUUUUUGUUGAAAAUUGGGAAAAUCGAGAAAAUCCACUCAGAGAGGAGCAAUUAUUUCCUCUGUGUUAUCUUCCUCGCAAAAUUAUAAAUUGUAAUAAUUCAUCACGAUUUUUCCUCAGUGCGAGAGAUUAAAUUAUUCUAGCACCGAAUGUGAUAGUGCGAAAUUUUAAUUUCCCAAUUAUGUUAAAUACCGAUAAAUCUUGAUAAUUAUCCAUCCCACCCGAAAUAAUCAUGAAACCUUUCUUGUUGAGAAUUUAAUCAGCUUGAAAAAAGUCCUCUAACAUUUUCCCCUCAAAUCGAUAAUUAUCGAGAAAAAUCAGUAAUUAACAGACUGUUGAAUUCAAAUUUUGCAACUUAUCAAUUUUGCUGCUGAUUUUAUAAAAAAUUCAUGAAAAACGAAAUGAAAUUGAAAACCUAAUUACCUCUAACUAAUGAAUAACGUCAGGAGAUAGGUCCCCAGUAAUUAAAAUUUGUAUAAUUUUUUUCAAAUUUAAUUUAUUAAUAAUCGCGUAAUUAGUGUAUUGCAAUGAAUAUUUAGUGGAGUUGCUGCAAUGAGUUCAGUGCGAUGACUCGACGGUGUACAUUAAUUUCCUAUUGGAAAGAUGCUUGCAACUUGUAAAUGAAUUUCUAACUAAUUAAGAAGGACAAAAUGAUAAUUGUUAGUAUUAACGUUUAGGAAUGGAGACGUCGAUGGCAAUUUUUUUUUUUUUUUGUAUUAAAGUUU